AUGUUGGAUCCUUUGACAGCUCUAAUGUAUGUUGUGCAAGUCAUGAACUUUCUCAAGACGCUUGUUGUAAAGACGCUUAAGGACCGGAGAGAGUCUCGAGAUAGGUUGAUUCCAGGUUCAAAUCCGGGUCCUAUGGACGAGAAUGGUGAUCAGAGCAGCAGACAGUUGUUGCAUCUCAUGCAAGCUAACAAUAAGGAAGCUGUAGAUAACUUUGAGGUGGAAAUGCGAGAAAAAGAAGAAUAUGCAAAGAAGUUCUUGGUGUGA
Messenger RNA from Eruca vesicaria subsp. sativa (arugula), 264 nucleotides. The record is from the annotation of a GenBank genome assembly. NCBI's taxonomy places the organism in Eukaryota, Viridiplantae, Streptophyta, Magnoliopsida, Brassicales, Brassicaceae.